UUCAGGUUUCAAUUUUAUAAUUGCAUAAUUCAGGUGAAAAAGAAAAAAAAAAGGGGCGGUGGUGUAGUAGCUAAGCAGCCUAAGCUGAAGAGGUUUUGACAGAGUUGUGAUCUCUUGAGAAACAAACAGAGAAUAUGAUUCACUUUGUCCUUCUCAUUAGUCGACAAGGGAAAGUGAGGUUGACCAAGUGGUAUUCGCCAUAUUCACAAAAAGAAAGAACUAAGGUUAUUCGUGAACUAAGUGGAGUGAUUCUGACUCGAGGGCCCAAGCUUUGCAAUUUUGUUGAAUGGAGAGGAUAUAAAGUUGUUUAUAAAAGGUAUGCUAGUCUUUAUUUCUGCAUGUGCAUUGAUCAGGAUGACAAUGAAUUAGAGGUCCUUGAAAUAAUUCAUCAUUAUGUUGAGAUUUUGGACCGGUACUUUGGCAGUGUCUGUGAGUUGGACUUGAUCUUCAACUUCCAUAAGGCCUACUAUAUAUUGGAUGAGCUUUUGAUUGCCGGUGAGCUUCAAGAGUCAAGCAAGAAAACAGUUGCCAGGCUAAUAGAUGCGCAGGAUUCACUGGUGGAGACUGCAAAAGAGCAGGCCAGUUCAAUAAGUAAUAUUAUUGCCCAGGCUACCAAAUAAGACUAGAAAGAGCAAUUGCAUUUUUUAUUGAUUGAUUUUAAAAUGGUGCUGUCAUUAGUUGAUGCUUAUUGCAUUUUUUUCCUUUUGAUAUGUGGAAUGUGUGAGCUUGUAUUUUAUUAAACUGGAUAGUUAUUGUGAUUCACCUAGAAUCUGUCAAAUGUGAUUCAUGCGAUUGACCCUUGCAUCAAGUGAAACUGAUCACUAAACGCUCUCUGAAUGUUGUUAGCGGUGAUUGUACUUAAAUACUGUAACAACUGACUUGGUAGAAGCUGCCUCAUUUUUAACGAUGAUUGAUGGAUCGUUUUUUCCCUUA
Manihot esculenta (cassava) is the source of this 933-nucleotide messenger RNA. Its product is annotated as AP-1 complex subunit sigma-2. The transcript is spliced from 7 exons. Gene Ontology annotation, cellular component: membrane coat; AP-1 adaptor complex; intracellular membrane-bounded organelle. Gene Ontology annotation, molecular function: clathrin-cargo adaptor activity. The coding region runs from base 135 to 620 and encodes 161 amino acids. Lineage: Eukaryota; Viridiplantae; Streptophyta; Magnoliopsida; Malpighiales; Euphorbiaceae. The record is from RefSeq and is a predicted model, not a curated record. Gene Ontology annotation, biological process: vesicle-mediated transport; intracellular protein transport.